GGCUCGUGCAAGAAGCUCUGUCAACGUAUGAAAGGAGGAUAUUGUCAAACUGACAAUAUUUGACCUCAAACGUUCAGUAUUAUUGUCAAUGUUAAGAAUGUUUCGAGGCCCAGCAGCACUGCCCAUCAGUAUUUUUAGUAUUGCAAAUACGUCAUACUGAAUCCUCAGACGGACAACAUAUCGACGGUUUGACAAUACUAUUGAACGCGUGAUGCCCCCUUUAAGACGCUUUUCACUCGAGAAGUUUUGUCGAAGCUAGCACAAAGUUUGCUUUGCGUGCAGUGGGUACUGGGUAGUCUUCCAGCUGUGAUAUUUGGAUCUCAUCUUGGUGAUGUUUGUUUAUUUAUGUGUGGGUUACUUGUGUUACUCAAAUGAACGAGUAUGGUCGAAGAAACUGUUAACUCCGUAGCGAAGCCGAAGAAUAAAACAGCACGCCCAAAACCAGUGUAUCUGUGGACUGUUCUGGAUGUUCAGAAAUGGUUGCGAAGACAUUGCAGUGACUAUUACCCAUUGUAUGCAGAAAAGUUUCAGCAGCAUGACAUAACUGGCAGGUCAUUAAUAAGGAUUAAUGAAAGCACCUUAAUUAGACUGGGCAUUGAAAAUGCUGUACAUCGCCAAGAAAUUUGGAGAGAGAUUGCAAAACUCCGCCUGAAGACUGACAUCAUAGAAAUCCGUGAUCUGGAAAGGAGGAUUAAUUGCUGACAUAUUUAUAAUCAUACUGUAAAGAAAUUGUUAGUUAUGAAUUUUACAGAAAAAGAAAGAUUCAUUUUAACAUUCUUCGUGCUACUUCUGUCAUUAUAUCACGCAAGGAAAAGAGCAACUACAUUACGACUUAUACAUCUGAAGAAAAGAAGAUGCCGUUUGUUGCGUACCAUCAUGGACAUAUCUGACACGCGAGAGAAGUAGCAAAGUGAUAAAUUGUACCCAUUUUCUUCAUGAAAUAUUAUUCUUUUCAAAUCUCUGUAUCACUUCUCUCUUCCAUAGAUGUUGAAUAAAAUUGUCAUUCCUAUUACAAUUCUAUGUAUGCUUCAUGAUCAGAAUUCUUUCUUGCAUAAUUGUUCUGUAAUAAUUCUUAAUUUUUAAGAAAUUUAUUAAAAUUGGAAGUAAAACAGCUGGGGUAAUGUUGGAACUCAUAAUGUGUGAGUAAAUGACCAGUAAUUAGACAGAAAGUGUCAAUAUUGAUUUGUCUUAUCUCGCAUUCCAGACUGCUUUAUCUGUCAGAGUUUAUUGUUCCAUUUCAGUUUCCUGCUCUGUAGCCUCCUUGUGUUGUAGCUUUUACAUUAAUUCAUAUUGUAUGUGUUCUUCACUUGUGAUUAAACAAAGCUCUUGUUUGUUGUUACAAA
Schistocerca americana (American grasshopper) is the source of this 1343-nucleotide messenger RNA. RefSeq names its product protein aveugle (gene ave). Lineage: Eukaryota; Metazoa; Arthropoda; Insecta; Orthoptera; Acrididae. The transcript has 3 exons. The record is from RefSeq and is a predicted model, not a curated record. Gene Ontology annotation, molecular function: protein binding. Gene Ontology annotation, biological process: cell surface receptor protein tyrosine kinase signaling pathway. Bases 382 to 702 code for a protein of 106 amino acids. Gene Ontology annotation, cellular component: cytoplasmic side of plasma membrane.